Molecule: messenger RNA, 549 nt
Organism: Penicillium malachiteum
Lineage: Eukaryota; Fungi; Ascomycota; Eurotiomycetes; Eurotiales; Aspergillaceae
Product: GFA family protein
Exons: 2
Coding region: 1-549 (182 amino acids)
Molecular function (GO): carbon-sulfur lyase activity
Source: RefSeq, a predicted model, not a curated record
AUGGCUGCAUUGACAGACAAAUCUCAAUCUUAUAUUCCUCUUGCGGGGAGUGCCGAAGACGGCUGGUCGAAAGAGGAUGAGGCAACAGCCACAUGUUACUGUGGAGCGGUUCAGCUAGCUUUUCCGACCAAAGGACCCGGCUUAAUUGAUACCUUUAUCUGCCACUGCACAGACUGCCGCAAAAUCACGGCAUCAAUGUUCGCAUCUAAUUUCAUCAUCGCAGACUCACAUCUUAGACAUCUAAGGGGUCGUGAGAUAUUGAGUCAAUUCAGCCAGUCGAAGACUAUCGACUCUGGAAAAGCGAUGACGAAUUACUUUUGUUCGCGAUGUGGCUCGUUAAUGUAUCGCGUUGGCGAGGCUUUCCCAGGAAGUAGUAUUCUGCGCAUUGGUACAGUGGAUGAUUUCAAUUUGCAUGAGACCAAGUUGAAGCCUCGGAUUGAGCAGUAUACGAAGGAUCGAGUGGCAUGGUUGUGUGAUGCUAAGGGUAUUGAGCAAGUAGAUGGAUCGGCAUAUGCGCCAAGAGGACCUCGUCGAGAAGAGUCUCUAUGA